Molecule: messenger RNA, 838 nt
Organism: Podospora pseudopauciseta
Lineage: Eukaryota; Fungi; Ascomycota; Sordariomycetes; Sordariales; Podosporaceae
Exons: 2
Coding region: 1-495 (164 amino acids)
Source: RefSeq, a predicted model, not a curated record
AUGUCUCAAUACUUUCGCCCCAACGAGCACCCCACCGGGCACACCUCCCUCCCUAACACCACCACCACCUCCACCACCCAACCCACCACUUCCACCACCGAACCCACCACCACAACCACAUCCCCCGACCAACCCUCCACCCGCACCAUCACCACCCCCUACUGCGCCCUCGACCAAACCACCACCCUCCCCACAACCUCUGCUCCAGCCGAGACCUCAGCCCCAGAGACAGUUUCCGGGCUGGACCAGGCACACGUUAAGCGGCCUAAGCUCACCAGUGAGGAGGAUGAGGAGGGGGCGGAGCUGGAGGGAGGAAAACAGAAAGAUGGCAGACAGGAGGGGGGGAGAUUGGGGGAAAAGAUCGAGGGACGGAUUCGGGGGGCGGUGGGAGGGGUGUUUGAUGAUUUGAAGGGGGCUGUUGGGCAGGGGGGGGAGAAGGAGGGUGAGGAGGGGAAGGAGGGGAAGAAGGGGUUGGGGUUGCUGUGGAGUUCUUAGGGUUGAGGGGGGCGUGGUAGGUUGGAGGUGGUGAGUGGUAAGUUCAGGUGAGAGAUUUCCCAUGAAGGGCACCCCCUGUGGACCUCAAUGGCUUGCGAUGAGGGAAUUGCAAAGAUGGUUGCUGGACAAGUGGAGGCAAAGCUGUCGUGGCAGCUGAUUUGGGUUUGUGAGGGUGAAGAUAACAUUUGCUUUGCCGGUUGGAGGGCUUGGAAAGGGGGGCUUUGGCUGCUGGGUCUUGCUGGAUAAGUGGAGGCGAAGCUGUCAUGGGGGUUGAUCUGAGUUGUGAGAGUCAAGAUGACGUUUUGCUUGCUGGCCGGAGAGCUUGGAAAGGGGGCUUUGGUUG